Pocillopora damicornis (cauliflower coral) is the source of this 1148-nucleotide messenger RNA. RefSeq lists its product as uncharacterized. Gene Ontology annotation, molecular function: G protein-coupled receptor activity; protein binding. Lineage: Eukaryota; Metazoa; Cnidaria; Anthozoa; Scleractinia; Pocilloporidae. Gene Ontology annotation, cellular component: plasma membrane. The record is from RefSeq and is a predicted model, not a curated record. Gene Ontology annotation, biological process: cell surface receptor signaling pathway; G protein-coupled receptor signaling pathway.
UUUGUGGGUCAAUACGAGAUCUGCAAACUUCUGCCUCUCUUGUUUGUUCUGCUGUUUGGGUUUUAUGGUUUAUUUCCGUGACUAACAUCGUGUUUCAAAACGUCCGAGUAAAGAUCGAUUCCUCUUCAAAGGAGUUGGCGGUCGAUGAUUCAGUCCAAGCAGCUGGAACAUUCAUGACGCAAAACGUCUAUCGUAGCCUUUGGUUUACUUUAUUUGCGGUUCUCGCCCGAAGUGGCAAAGCAAAUUCUCCAUCGUCAAGAACUUGGGGGGUAUGUUCAUCUCACGAGCAAUGUCAAAAUGGAGGAAGUUGCUUAAAUAAAAGUUGUCUUUGCGCUUACGGGUAUACCGGCCCAAUCUGUGAAUAUAAACAACAAUGCAAUAAAAACUUCGCUUGCCAAAACAAUGGCACUUGUGAGCUGGACUGGAAGACGAACACGAGUUUUUGCAGGUGUAACCAGUACUCAGCGAGUGAUGGUCGCUUUGUGGGAGGUUUCUGUGAAAGGAAAGCUCCAUGUCACGCCAUUGGUUAUUGUUUGAAUGACGGUGUGUGCCAAAGAGAUCCUUACGUGGACGGUGCUUUUUUCUGUAAAUGUCGUGAGGGAUUUUCUGGACCUGAUUGCCAGGAGAUAACAAUGUGCCGCGAGGCAAGAGAUUGCCUUAAGGGUGCAAAAUGUAUAAAUAAUAAGUGCUCUUGCGACGGAGAUGGAUACACUGGUCAUUUUUGUGAGUUGGAAGUAACACCAGCGCUAAAGUAUUCCACUGUCUUCUACUGGCCUUUUAAUCGACUACACCCCGGAAUGAAAGGUGCUGCUAAAGUGGUUAGAGAUAUACGGAUGGGAAAUGUUCUCGAUCUAAUGCAGGCAGGAGGUGGCUGGGUUGACCUUGGCCAAGUUAACAACAGUUGUCUCGAAGACCUAAGCAAGUGUCAAGAAGGGAUUUCCGUGUCGUUCUGGCUUCAGUUUACUGAUGGGCGGCAAGUGAUAACACUUAUCAACAACGACAACACGAUUCUGUCUGUUUAUGUUAAAGAUUACAGAAACAUUCUUAUAAGUUUGAAAGUGGGCUCCAAUACUUGGAAUAUUGAAAGACACUGUUUUCCCAUGGGGUGGUUUCAUCUGACAAUUACAUGGAAUCACCGAAGUAGGUGA